Messenger RNA from Peronospora matthiolae, 732 nucleotides. The record is from the annotation of a GenBank genome assembly. NCBI's taxonomy places the organism in Eukaryota, Oomycota, Peronosporomycetes, Peronosporales, Peronosporaceae.
AUGUCGUCCACCGGCAACGCCUCCAUUGACAAGUUCAACGGAGACAAUUACGCAACGUGGAGCCGGUACAUGCGCGGUGUGUUUUUGACGAAGUCCGUCUGGCACGUCGUCAACCGUGAAGUGACUCCGACUUUCACCGACCCGCGAGCGUCCGAUGACUACGUCAAGGCAAGCAACGUCGCGUUUGGUAUGAUGCUGCUGCACAUGAACGCGGACUACCAUCAUGUGCUGGACAACUGCGAGGAAGCCUGGGUUGCGUGGACAAGUCUGAAGACGCUGUACGGUGGGUCGCAGAAGGCAGGACGCAUCUACCUCAAGCGACAACUUUUCAGUAUCAAGAUGGCUGAAGGCGCGAACGUCAUGCAUCACUGCAACGAGGUCCUCAACAUCUCCGCCAAGCUUAGCGGCAUCGGUGCGAAGAUGGAAGACGAAGACGUUGCAAUUUGUCUGCUACUCAGUCUUCCGAAGAGCUACGAAAAUGUGGUGCUCAACAUGGAAAUGAGCAGCACCGAGCUUCGCACUCAAGAUGUGGUGAGAGUCCUGACGAAUGAGCAUGCCAAGCGUCAAGGAGAAAAAGGGACAACGACAGCGACUACGGUGAAGGCUGAAGAUGCAAGCAAGGCAUUCAGCGCCGAGCGUGAGCCCUACCAAUGCACGUAUUGUGGCAAGGUGGGACACACGGUGGAUCGUUGCUGGACAAAGCAGAAGAACGAAGGUCGUGUUGCAUUGUAG